Messenger RNA from Suillus clintonianus, 2031 nucleotides. RefSeq lists its product as uncharacterized. The record is from RefSeq and is a predicted model, not a curated record. The annotation marks the transcript as partial. The transcript is spliced from 3 exons. NCBI's taxonomy places the organism in Eukaryota, Fungi, Basidiomycota, Agaricomycetes, Boletales, Suillaceae.
AUCGAACUCAUAUUAUCUGACAUUCCCUUCAUAUCGGUCGGGAUGUUAACUUUUGGAGCAUCUGCAUUCUUUCUCGUUAUUAGACAGUUCACGCUAUCCGUUGCCUCCUUGUAUUUUUCGGUGUUGCUCUCUUUUGCAGCUGCUGUCAUCGACCUAACACAAACCCUUAUCCGUGACUUGACCCAGGUCACCGUACAACCAUUAAUCACCACAAGGGAGGUUUUGCUUGCUCUGUCCCUUGGCCUACGCUUUCUCUUUUAUUGGCUGUACGUCUCGGAACCCCCUAUUGGAGAACCCCGGCCCUUUUCAUUCCAGGAUCGAUGUCGAACCAACUUUCUUUCACUCGGCUCUCAGGACAGCAUCCACAGCGGUAAUUGGGCUCGGUGGGGUGUUACAGGAUCCUAUGCAAAGUUUGCUUUGUUGGCUGCCAUCCCUGCUAUCACCGCUUUGCAAAUCCUUUGGCGCGUAAUUCAACGAUACCACAAUUAUGGCCCGGUGUAUGCAGCAAAUGUUACACUCGAGGUCCUAGUCUCCGUAUUGCUUCUUCUCAAAAUGCUAUUAAACACAUUACCAACCUUGUCGAUUCCCCGAUCGCACACUUUCGGGGAAUAUGGGUUUCCCAUUGUGGCCCUAAUGUUCAAUAUUGGCAUUUCCAUCGGAGACUUGAUUCGCUUCGCAUUCACAGAAUCAAUCCUUGGCCGGCUUCUUCAAGGAGUAGAACUUUACAUCUUGAUCGUCUUUAUGAUGAUUCUCCACUUUUUCCGUCACAAAAAGAUCCUAGUCAUCUCCAAAACCAGGGAUUCGUUACUGUUGAAAGCCAAGUUGCCAGAGCAGCCCCGUGAAUCGACAUUCAGGCUGUCCCCACCGGUGGUACUUACACCCAGAGUAACAGCCCGUUUCAGUUCCGAAAACCAAGGCAGGAGUACAAACACUGAUGUCGCCCGUCAUUCUGUCCGUGCCAGCGUAAGCCGCGCGCCCUGGGCUUCUUGGCGCAUGUCCCACAGCCAGUCGAACCAAGAUGAGGAGAAAGCCAAAUUAUGGGACCAGAGCGAAGCUGGAAAGGGGGCUCUCGAUCCGCCUGACAUGGGUCAAACCAGUGCCAGAGACCAGAGCAUGACUUCCGCUGCUUCUGUCGCAGGCAGGAUAUCCACAGAAUGGAGAGACAUCGUGAAUGAUUCUGUUCCCAGUUCUUCGAGGCUAUCCAUGCUCGAUGUUCACUCGGCAACCACAGGGUCUCGGAACGGGUCUAUGAGCAGUGGACAAAUCUUGCAUGCAAUCCGUACAGAAAUACCCGCCCGCCCCCUCCCUCUGAAGUUGCAGACGAUGUCUCUUAUUACUAUUCCGGCUACUGAAACAUCCUCCAAUGAAAACGGAGGUGCCGUUAUCAUGACUGCCCCUCCAGACCCACCAGCUCGUGAUUCGCCUAUAUAUGCGAUCAAGGGCUUUACUCCUCAACCUCCACAACCUCCACGAGUUUCCAGCAGGCAUUCAUCCAGCAGAUCGCUCGAAGAACUGCUAGAACUGCAGAAUGAGCUAGAUAAAACAAUUGCAACGCUGCGAUUAUUUUCUCCGACUUCUCCAAUUUCCUUCUCCCCAACCUCUACUACUCCAAGCUCCCCUUCAUCAUCGAGAAGGGAUUCAAACCAAACUGAACAAAUGCGUCAGUCAUCCUCCACCGGCGCGCGGACACUGUCCGAUUUCUCUUUGAGCAAUUUCCCCUCCCCACCAUGGUUGGCUGCACGGGUUCCUUCUCUUCCUUCACCCUUACCGGCUGUUAAAUUACGACUGAAGGAAGAUCGUCGGGCCCGUCUUCGGUUAGGUCAGGACUCGAUUUCCGAUACUCUUGGGCUUCCGCCGCCAAGAAUUCCAGCAGCUUUAACAGAUAUGCCUAGCUCUCCUCGUUCUGACCUCACAUCAGACUCCCCCUAUCAAGAAGACGGGUUGUUGCCUGCGGACGCGGGGCGAUCAUAUAGGUUCAACUCCGGCGGAACGCAGUACGAAAUUACAUCUUUCAUAGGCGGUAAGUCUUGA